Messenger RNA from Suillus subaureus, 519 nucleotides. RefSeq lists its product as uncharacterized. The record is from RefSeq and is a predicted model, not a curated record. The coding region runs from base 1 to 519 and encodes 172 amino acids. The transcript has 5 exons. Lineage: Eukaryota; Fungi; Basidiomycota; Agaricomycetes; Boletales; Suillaceae.
AUGCACACAAUUCCAACCAUUCCACCCGAUUCUUCAUCUAGUACCAGCACCUAUACAUCUACACAUGCAAUAUCUAGUAAAGUACUAGAUAAGCUACAAACCUCUGCUGGAGGUUAUUAUGCUGCAAUGCCUAAACUCACACAUCAUGCCGAAUUUUUUGCAGGCAGAUGUGACAGCAACAUGCUUGUUGUCAAAGAUGCCAAUUUUGAUCCUGCAAAUGUCUUCCAUGGACACUUAGCAGAUGUCAAAUUGAACUAUCGACUUACUGCAGUUCUUGACAACCUUUGUGCGUUUGAAAAGCUUGUUCCCAGCAAGAAAGACUACAAAACCUUCAGUGUCAUCUAUGACUCUCUUGGCCAAAGAUCCAUCAAACUCACCCACAAUCUCUUCAAUAUUAAAACAUUCGAUGAUGAAAACCAACAUGACACCACUGAUGCUAGAAGGGUGGAUAGCGAUGACUCAACCAGUGAUGACCUUGGCCCUGAAUUUGACUUUGCAACAUGGCCAGUUGCAGAAUGA